AUGGCCGCUCCUGUCUCCUCAGCUCAGGGUCUCGUCGUUCGUCGACUUGGCCGGGUUCUACUUCUCGGCCUCGAUCACUCCCUGGGAUCGGGCUCUACAUCGGGGAACCGAAUCGGCAUGGCCUUGUUGCAACAGUUAUCGGGUAUUGUACGCGAUGAGCUUGGCCCAGCGGGGACGAUCAUGGGCGCUGGAGUGCUUCACUCAGUCCCCAGGAGUGGAGGCGAUUUCUGCUUAGGUACCGAAAUCGUCAACCAGUCCGCAGUUGGCGGAGCUACGACUCGUUCGGAUCUACUUUGGAAGGUUGAGCACAAAGUUGGGCCAAGGAUUUCAUCGUUUCAGGUGGGCUCCACGAAGCCAUUGAUUGCUGCGAUAUCUGGUCGGGCCAUAGGGAUUGGUCUGCAAUUAGCCAUGCUAUGCGAUGUCCGAAUUGCUGAGGAGGAUUCAUUGUUUGGCCUGGGCUCCUCUAAAGAAGCCGCUGCGCUUCAUUCCCUCCUUGGGCCUGACUUGGCUUAUCAGCUUAUGAGCCAGCUUGCUAAAAUGAUUGGACCUUCUCUUGCUCUAGAUCUGCUUCUUAGUGGACGCCAAAUCAAGGCUACAGAUGCUCUAAAUCUUGGACUCAUUUCUCAAGUCGUCAAGACAGGAACAGGUUGCUUUUGCAAGUCGCAUUGGCGUGUCCGAUUGGUCUUUUCUGAUAUUGGCGCUAGUGCAACUACCUCGUUUGUGGCUACUGUUCGUGUUAGAAUGUUGGGGGAUUCUUAG
Messenger RNA from Protopolystoma xenopodis, 759 nucleotides. Lineage: Eukaryota; Metazoa; Platyhelminthes; Monogenea; Polystomatidea; Polystomatidae. The record is from the annotation of a GenBank genome assembly.